Molecule: messenger RNA, 735 nt
Organism: Metschnikowia bicuspidata var. bicuspidata NRRL YB-4993
Lineage: Eukaryota; Fungi; Ascomycota; Pichiomycetes; Serinales; Metschnikowiaceae
Gene: COX6
Product: cytochrome c oxidase subunit VI
Exons: 2
Coding region: 105-548 (147 amino acids)
Biological process (GO): mitochondrial electron transport, cytochrome c to oxygen
Cellular component (GO): mitochondrial inner membrane
Source: RefSeq, a predicted model, not a curated record
GCCGCCAGGCAUCUACGGUCCCCGCACGACCCUCGUAUGAUUUUCACAGAUCGUUACCCUCACAUUCAUAGCCCUCUCCAUCCAUAGCAAAUCCCACAACAACCAUGAUUUCCUCAGCCUUGCGCAUGGCCCUCAGAGCCAGACCCGUUCCUAUGACUAGAUUCACUGCCGCCUCUGGUGUUUCAAUGGGCAGAAUGGCCGUUCCCCAAAUCAGAACCUACGCCAACAACCACGAGCACCACGAGGAGACUUUCGAGGAGUUCACUGCCAGAUACGAGCAGGAGUUCGAGGGAGCCUACGACUUGUUCGAGGUGCAAAGAAUCUUGAACAACUGUUUCUCCUACGACUUGGUCCCUUCGCCAUCCGUGAUCCAAAAGGCCUUGGAGGCGUGCAGAAGAGUGAACGACUACCCAACUGCCGUCAGAACUUUCGAGGCCUUGAAGCACAAGGUCGAGAACAAGGAGCAGUACCAGGCCUACUUGGACGAGUUGAAGGAGACCAGAGAGGCCUUGGGCAUCGACUUGAAAGAAGACUUGUACCUCGAGUAGGCGGUCUUCUGCGGUAUGUAGUCAAACAUGAAAUCUAAGCAAAAGUACUUACGAUAAACCAUAAAGGGAGCCGAAACGACACGUAGUAUUUGGGGGAAGUGGUUCGGGGCGUAGUUUUUUGGAGGCGACCAACUGGGACAGUUUUGGAGGCGACCAGCUGGGAUAGUUUUGGAGGCAACCAGCUGGA